Molecule: messenger RNA, 924 nt
Organism: Penaeus monodon (black tiger shrimp)
Lineage: Eukaryota; Metazoa; Arthropoda; Malacostraca; Decapoda; Penaeidae
Product: protein ALP1-like
Exons: 2
Coding region: 1-924 (307 amino acids)
Source: RefSeq, a predicted model, not a curated record
AUGGUUCUGCAAGACAGCUUCUUCCAAAACAGGCCUUUGUACCUAGCAAGUGGCCAUACAUUUACAGACUUGCACUAUACCUUCAGGAUGGGAAUAUCUACUAUAUCUGGCAUUGUGAAUUCUGUAUGUCAGACUAUAUGGGCUGUUCUUCAGGAAAAAUGCAUACCAAAGCCUUCACUACAGCAGCUGCAGGGAAUAGCUGAAGGCUUUGAGAAGAAAGCAUAUUUCCCACAUUGCAUUGGUGCUGUGGAUGGUAAACAGAUAAGGACUUCCAAAUCUCAAGGAAGUGGUUCAGUGCAGUCCAACUACAAAGACUGUUUUUCUGUUGUACUGAUGGCAGUAGCAGAUUCUGAUUAUCGUUUCACUUUUGUGGAUGUUGGUGCUUAUGGAAAUGCUUGUGAUUCAUCUAUUUUCAAAAAUACUUCUUUCUGGAAAAGUAUUGAUGAAAAUGAACUUCCUUUGCCUGAGCCUAAGCCUCUGCCAGGUUCAUACCAUGCAUGUGUGCCUUAUGUCAUUGUGGGUGAUGAAGCAUUUGGUCUACACUCUAACUUGAUGAGACCCUUUGGUGGCAAGCAAUUAAGUAUUGCAAAGAGAGUCUUCAACUACCGCUUGAAUAAAGCAAGAUUGUAUAUAGAACAUGCCUUUGGUAUUUUAAGUAAUAAGUGGAGAAUAUUACAUCGUCCUCUUAAUGUGUCACUGGAACUUGCAGUAAAUAUUGUUAAAGCUUGUUGCAUUCUACACAAUUUUUUGCAAGACCGAGAGAGAUAUAAUUUUGAAGAUACAGUAACAAUAAUUGGGUUAGAUGAUCUUCCUCGUGCAUUAUCAGUGCGAUCUGGUACUCCUGCCAAUUUAAUCAGAAAUGCAUUUACAGACUAUUUCAUGAGUAAAACUGGAUCUUUGUCAUGGCAGUUCUCAAAAAUAUAA